This is a messenger RNA of Pelagomonas calceolata, 1319 nucleotides long. The record is from the annotation of a GenBank genome assembly. NCBI's taxonomy places the organism in Eukaryota, Pelagophyceae, Pelagomonadales, Pelagomonadaceae.
GGGCAGUAUAACACGUGAUAGUUUGGCCAUGAUCUUGUCCUCUCUCCUCUUAAUCGCGUGUGCCAUGCAAAACUGUGUCGUCGCAUCUGGCGGUGUGCGUUGGCCGGAGCCUGCGACUCAAAGCUCGAUGUCAACCAGGCUGGAUCUGGCGGCAGAAUGCUCCAAGGCCCCACAGUUGCCACUCGACUGCCAGCCGGACACUAAGCACGGAUCGAACAUAUGGCUUCUCCAUGACGGACUUCGGCCGGAGAGGUUAAAACACGCGACGGAGGAGUUCAGACGGAUUGGCUGGCCAUUCACCCGUGGCCUAUCCGGCGACGACGUCCACGGGUGCCUGGCAGCCGAGUUCCCUUAUUGGUCUGGAAGCGCAGGUAAUAAGACCUCGUCAAAUGGUGGCAGCCGGCAAAACAUAAAUUUUGCGCACCUGAAAAUGAUAGAUCUUUUGGCACGGUCGCGAUCGCUCGAAUGUGCCUUCAUCUUCGAGGAUGAUGUAAAGUUUCAUCACAAUUUCUCCGCGCUUUUUGCUAGAUACUGGCCCCAGCGCCGCGUUGGCCGCGUGGGCAUCUGGCAGCUGGGUGCCUUCAGGUUCACAAAACAACACCCACAGGCCGAUCGGCGGGGGUGGGCCAUAGGCUUUGGACCAGGGACCCACGCGUAUGUCGUGUCAAAGGACUUUGCAAGAAUAGCGAGAAAGCUGGCCCAAGUCGAGCCUGUCCUCCGCUCAGACUGGAAUGCGAAAAACAUUGACAUCUGGCUUCGAGAUCGCUUCUCCCACCUUUCGCAAAGACUCGUCGACUUACCGCCCGUCGCGGUUAGGAACGCCCCGAGGAACCAAAGGGGGAUCGCAUUCCAGCGAUUGAAAUGAGCCGAUUUGUAGUGGGAUAAGGUCAGGGGCCUCCCUUGCCAGAAUUAUUUCUCGAAUACGAAACUGCCACAGUGGCCGCUCUAACUCAGGCUAACUGGCCCAUCCUCCCGGGCCAUGUGCCAGUGUCGUAAUUUAGGCCGACGCCUAGCUCAAGUGCUGAGUCACUGGCAGAACUGGCACGGCUUGCAUUGCUGUAGCGCUUGCAAUAAAACCGUAUGACAUCCCAAUCGUCCGCCGGCGGUACACGACACACGAGUUCGGGGAGUCGACUGAUAUUGAGCUCAAUGUCGUCCUCCAACACCAACGUCAAGCCUGACGUGUUCAGGUGUUGUUUCUUCACUAGCAUCACGCUCAAUCAAAUUGCCAGUGUAUCGUCGUAUCACGGGUAAAGUAAGUUCACCUUAGAAGCUUAUCACUUGCCAUAUGGACUACCUUGUCAAUGAGCAAGCUGAGG